This is a messenger RNA of Nicrophorus vespilloides, 1299 nucleotides long. Its product is annotated as acetylcholine receptor subunit alpha-like. Gene Ontology annotation, biological process: chemical synaptic transmission; signal transduction; regulation of membrane potential. Gene Ontology annotation, molecular function: acetylcholine-gated monoatomic cation-selective channel activity; transmembrane signaling receptor activity. The record is from RefSeq and is a predicted model, not a curated record. Lineage: Eukaryota; Metazoa; Arthropoda; Insecta; Coleoptera; Silphidae. Gene Ontology annotation, cellular component: postsynaptic membrane; neuron projection; synapse.
GAAGAACCAAAUUAUGACGACGAACUUAUGGGUGGAGCAGUCCUGGUACGAUUACAAAUUGCGAUGGGAACCGAAGGAAUAUGGUGGAGUUCAUAUGCUGCACGUGCCAUCAGAUCACAUCUGGAGACCCGACAUCGUCCUCUACAAUAACGCCGAUGGCAACUAUGAGGUCACGUUGAUGACAAAGGCCACAGUCUACUACACGGGGCUCGUGGUCUGGCAGCCCCCGGCCGUAUAUAAGUCCUCUUGUGCUAUUGACGUUGAGUUCUUUCCCUACGACGUCCAAACAUGCGUUUUGAAGUUAGGAAGUUGGACCUAUGAUGGGUUUAAGGUCGAUCUCAGGCACAUGGAUGAAAAGGCUGGUAGCAACGUGGUCGAGGUCGGUGUCGAUCUAUCCGAAUUCUACAUGUCCGUUGAAUGGGAUAUAUUGGAGGUUCCUGCUGUCAGGAAUGAGAAGUUCUAUACGUGCUGUGAUGAACCAUAUCUCGACAUAACAUUCAACAUAACAAUGCGGAGGAAGACGCUUUUCUACACGGUGAACAUCAUCAUUCCUUGCAUGGGCAUCUCGUUUCUCACAGUGCUUACAUUCUAUCUGCCCUCUGACAGCGGAGAAAAGGUGACACUCUCCAUUUCCAUACUUAUUAGUCUCCACGUGUUCUUCCUGCUAGUCGUCGAGAUUAUUCCACCCACAUCGUUAGUGGUCCCAUUAUUAGGAAAAUAUCUCAUUUUCGCCAUGAUAUUAGUUUCAAUAAGUAUAUGCGUGACGGUGGUUGUACUGAACGUCCACUUUCGAUCCCCGCAGACGCAUAAAAUGUCACCUUGGGUGAAGAGGGUCUUCAUCCAUAUAUUACCUAGGUUACUGGUGAUGAGAAGACCGCAGUAUAUGUUCGAAACGAAUAGGUAUGUUUCGAGCAGGCUACUGAUGAGGGGUCGUCAAUUCUCAACAUGCUUGUAUCCGUACAAGUCGUCGGUGCAAACAACGGAAGAGCGCAGCCCCAGGAGGUUCCAGAGCAGCCGGACGCCGUCCAAAGAGGAACUAUCUCCAGGUUUGGCGGACAGUCUGGGCGGUCCAUUCGGGGGCAGCUGCCAAAUCCACGGACCUCUGGCCAUGCCCCAAACGGAAGCGGAAGAUCUCACGGUGCUCGAGGGAGAAGCACCCGGCUCAGGGGUCAAAAGCCCAGUCCUCCGGAAUCCGGCUUUCUCGCAUUCACGUUGUCCACCGGAAGUACACAAGUCUUGCUUCUGUGUUCGCUUUAUUGCUGAACACACGAAAAUGCUGGAGGAUUCUACCAAGGUAAA